Messenger RNA from Loa loa (African eye worm), 978 nucleotides. RefSeq lists its product as hypothetical. NCBI's taxonomy places the organism in Eukaryota, Metazoa, Nematoda, Chromadorea, Rhabditida, Onchocercidae. Bases 1 to 978 code for a protein of 325 amino acids. The transcript has 7 exons. The record is from RefSeq and is a predicted model, not a curated record.
AUGGUUGAGGAGUGCAAUCAUACAACAGUGACUGCUUGGAAAACUAGUGAAUUGGAGCCUCAGCCAGGGCCUAGCGGUGUACGUAAACGUACAUUAACUUCAUUUGAUGAGUGGGCGGAACAUUUGAAUAAGCAACGACUAUUGUUCAUUGAAAAUGAGCAAAUCGAUUAUUUGACAAUAGAGGAGCGGAAAGUCCUUUAUACAGCAUGUCAGGUGGUGCCAACGGUAGAUCCAUCGUACGUUUACAAUCUGAUUACAACCAAAUAUAUGAGCAGCAUAGAAACCAUUGUUGAGCAUCUUUUCAGAGACAACUAUCCGACAAUUAAGCAACGUAUACGUCGUGAGUGCAUGGAACUACGUCGCAAAGCUUAUCUUGGUGAAAAUGGAGAACCGUUUGAUUUUGUUCAAUUUCUUACGAUAUAUCCUAAUCCAGAAAUAUUGUUCGAGAAAAAGCGCAAAACGGAUGAAAUUUAUAUGAAACAUGCUAUGGCUUUUUUGUCGCGAAAAUUUGAACAGUAUGAUAUGAAAUUCUUGAAAAAAGUUUUUACCAACUGUAAAAAACAGCUAUUACCCGCUUAUAGAAUCUUGAAGAAACACGCUGAGGCAUUCGCAAAAGGUGAAAAUGCUCCUCAUUUCAUCACGAACGCUCGUAUUAAAGUGAAAUUCAGACGAAUAUCUGACAGCGGGAAAGUGCCGGAGUAUCCGGAUUCACUAGAUGAAUUAUUUUUCCGAGAAGCACAAUACUGCUUACAUGAAGACGAAAUAUUAAAUUACAAAGCAAACCAUGCUGCAAAACGAAAGGAAGCAUUAGAGCAUGCGGAGCGGAAUGGCUUACUGAAAGGAUGCAUCAUUUGUUGCGAGGAUCGUUAUUUGGAUGAAGAUAUGAUCAAAUGUAACAAUGGAAAUCAUGAAUUUUGUAAGGAUUGUGUAAAACAACAUGCAGAAGCUCAGAUUGGCGAUGGUUCGUUCAACUUUUGA